Messenger RNA from Lasiosphaeria miniovina, 549 nucleotides. RefSeq lists its product as uncharacterized. The record is from RefSeq and is a predicted model, not a curated record. The transcript is spliced from 4 exons. Bases 1 to 549 code for a protein of 182 amino acids. Lineage: Eukaryota; Fungi; Ascomycota; Sordariomycetes; Sordariales; Lasiosphaeriaceae.
AUGGCCGAUGGACUCAACGAGUAUCGCACGGCGCGAGUCGCCGAGGUUCUCUCCGACUUCCGUACACUUCAGUACUUCAUCGCUGCCGCUCCUGUGAACCCCAACGACAUGGACGACUACUACACCGAAGGCUGGGCGGCGCUGCGCCAGUGCGCCCUCGACGGCCAGCACAUCCUCAACUGUGCCGCCGACAUCACCGUUCCACGCACCACCGGCGGCCCGGAGGAGCAGGCAAAGGCUGAGUUGAAGCAGGUCUAUCUCGACGCCUAUGCCCGCAGACACGAAGGUCAAAAGAUCUAUCUCCGCCAGGCAGCGGCUCAGCGCUGGAUCGAGUGGCGGGAACAAAUCCUCUUGGGCGGCCGGCCGCACUCGGGGAACCACUCGCAGCUGAGGGGAUGUGACCAGCAGUUGCGCACUGAACUUGCAACCAUCACCGACGAAGCCAUCUACUCGGAGCUGCUGGCCUCUGACAUUGCCAUGGGUCGCUGGACUGACGAGGACCCAAGCAUUCGAAGCGUGCAGCGGUGGGUGCGUGCCCGGCGCCGUUAG